UCCUUGGUAACCCGUAUGGAGGCUAGUUUACCCCAUGUGUUUGAAGUCGCGCGGCUUUUAACGGUGAAAGCAGGUGGUUGAUGUGGGAGCGAGUUUCCUCGCUUGCGUAAAGCUUUGUUAUAACAGAUAAAGCCAUGAACAUCGAGGAGGUGAAAAGCACAACAAAGACUCAGCGCAUUGCCGCUCACAGCCAUGUGAAAGGACUCGGACUGGACGAAGCCGGCUAUGCUAAGCAGACUGCAUCUGGUCUUGUGGGCCAGGAAGCCGCCAGAGAGGCCUGUGGCAUCAUUGUUGACAUGAUUCGUUUGAAAAAGAUGGCUGGCCGUGCGAUCUUACUGGCAGGACCACCAGGAACUGGAAAGACUGCUUUAGCAAUGGCCAUGGCACAGGAGUUGGGGAAUAAGGUACCGUUCUGUCCCAUGGUGGGCAGUGAAGUGUAUUCAUCAGAGAUCAAGAAGACAGAGGUACUGAUGGAGAACUUCAGGAGAGCUAUAGGACUGCGAAUUAAAGAGACUAAGGAAGUGUAUGAAGGUGAGGUGACUGAGCUGACCCCAUCAGAAACAGAGAAUCCAAUGGGCGGUUAUGGCAAAACUAUCAGUCAUGUCAUCAUCGGCCUAAAGACAGCAAAAGGCACCAAACAGCUGAAACUCGAUCCCAGUAUCUAUGAGAGCCUGCAGAAGGAGAAAGUGGAGGUUGGUGAUGUCAUCUACAUUGAAGCAAACAGUGGAGCAGUAAAGAGACAAGGACGCUGUGACACAUUUGCAACAGAGUUUGAUUUAGAGGCUGAAGAAUACGUUCCAUUACCCAAAGGAGAUGUACACAAGAAGAAGGAGAUUAUACAAGAUGUCACAUUACACGACCUGGAUGUAGCCAAUGCACGUCCUCAGGGAGGUCAGGACAUCCUUUCUAUGAUGGGUCAACUAAUGAAACCAAGGAAGACUGAGAUCACGGAUAAGCUACGAGGGGAGAUUAACAAGGUGGUGAACAGGUACAUCGAUCAAGGUGUGGCAGAACUUGUACCUGGUGUCCUGUUUAUCGAUGAGGUUCACAUGCUGGAUAUUGAUUGUUUCACUUACCUGCACCGAGCUCUGGAGAGCUCAAUCUCCCCAAUAGUAGUGUUUGCAUCCAACCGAGGAAACUGUCUCAUCAGAGGGACAGAGGAUAUUAACUCUCCUCAUGGGAUACCUCGUGAUCUGCUGGAUCGAAUUAUGAUCAUCAAAACUAUGCUGUAUACUCCUCAAGAAAUGAAACAGAUUAUUAAGAUUCGAGCUCAGACAGAGAGCAUAAACAUCAGCGAGGAGGCUUUAACUCAUCUGGCAGAGAUCGGGACUAAGACCACUCUCAGGUAUGCGUUACAGCUCUUAACUCCUGCCAAAGUGCUGGCACGAGUUCAGGGGAAAGAAGUUGUAGAAAAAGAACAAGUGGAAGAAACUAAUGAGCUCUUCUAUGACGCCAAAGCUUCAGCAAAGAUCCUUCAGGACCAGCACACCAAGUUCAUGAAGUAACUUCAUCAGCACUCGCUUUUUUUUUCUGUUUCACGGUUUCAGCUCAGCUUAAACUCUUCAGGCAGAAUAAUAUGCAGGAUGGCAAAGCCACACUGCCACAGUAACAGUACAAUGUUACAAUAUUAGGGAAAUUGUUCUAUAAAAACAAUAUUUAAUAAUAAUAUUUUUCCUAGGGAGUUUUACUGGAUGUUUGGAUCCUUUAUGAUUGUAGGAUGAUUUUUUUUUUCAUGUUAAAAAACUGUUAAUGUGUUUUGUUUUCAAAAAAAAAAUCUUUUGUAAAUUCUUUUUUUUUUUUUUACAAACUUAAUGUUUUUGUUUUACAGAAAAUACAUUUGAAUUAUUAAACAACGUCUUUCCUGUUUUUCAUAUUUUGUUUUGC
Messenger RNA from Clarias gariepinus (North African catfish), 1884 nucleotides. Its product is annotated as ruvB-like 1. Gene Ontology annotation, cellular component: Ino80 complex; NuA4 histone acetyltransferase complex; Swr1 complex. Gene Ontology annotation, molecular function: ATP binding; ATP hydrolysis activity; DNA helicase activity. The transcript has 11 exons. Lineage: Eukaryota; Metazoa; Chordata; Actinopteri; Siluriformes; Clariidae. Gene Ontology annotation, biological process: box C/D snoRNP assembly; chromatin remodeling; regulation of transcription by RNA polymerase II. The record is from RefSeq and is a predicted model, not a curated record. The coding region runs from base 135 to 1505 and encodes 456 amino acids.